UAUAAAAAUGAGUGAACAUGUUCAAAUAAUAUAAUAUGCUUUGAUGCAAAAGAAAGAUAUGGAUGGGUCUGAAAAAGAUAAUGUACAAGACUCUCAUGAUACCGUGUGUACUUCCAACUUGUAUGAAAAAACAACCGAAAAAUCCUCCAAUUUUCUAAACAACAUUUGGGUGAAGAGAACCUAUGAAGACAAAGACGUAACUGAAAAUAAUGAUGAGGUACUAAAAAAUAAUUUAAAAGAAGCAGAAUUCUUCGAGAAUUAUUCAUUGCAACCGCGAGAAGAUAGUGAGUCUGUACAGAACUUUGCACAACCUGCUAUUGAUUCCAGCACAUUGUACCCUGGAAAAGAAGAAUCACACAAUUCACUUUCCGUGGGUGAAGGUGACGAUUUCUCUGACGAUGAAGGCGAUGCUACAGACUACUUUGAUAGUGAUGACGAAUACCAAGUGUCCUGUAAUAGACGUCUGAUGAAGGAAGCCGAUAGUGAGUUUGUUCAUGGAGGUUUCGAUCGCUACGGUUCAACACCCACAGAGGGAAGAUACAGUCAGGGUGUGGAACAGUAUAUGAAUAUGCCAGUUUUCUUGAAAUCAAUCCGAAAAUUUGCAACAGAUAAUCAUUUUGAGUUGUGGAAUGGAAAACCUGACGGUAGUUGUAUGUUCCGAUCAAUAACUGACCAACUAACAAUAAAUGGUCACUUUGGUCAUACAGCGGAGACACUUCGACAAAUGACAGUUCAGUAUCUUAUGGAUCAUCCUUUGCAGGAAGAUGGUUGCCCAAUCAAAUCCUUUCUAAGUACUGAAACCUGGGAAGAAUACCUAACAAGGAUUUCGAACCUGAUGGAAUGGAGCGAUCACAUAAUGCUAAAAGCAAUAGUAGAUGCACUUCAUUUGGAGGCUGUUGUUUUUAAUAUUUAUAAGGACGACGUUCGUCGCACAGAAGUGAAGUCCUCUAGAAAAGAUGUUUCGUUCCCAGCAUUGACUAUUUACCUUGGACAUUUAGGAGAGUUUCAUUAUGUUAGUCUUCGUCCAAAGAAAUGGGAAAAACUUUGGCCGUAUAGAGCGCUACUUCAUAGAACUCAUUUCUGUGCAAACAGAAGUGUUCCACAUGGCAUUUCAGAGAAAUUUGAAAGAUUUCAGAAGUUUGGCAUCAUCGGAAGCAUUAUGGAGCCUGGACUUGAAGAAUUUUUCUUAUCCUUGUCCACAGGGACGAUUUCUUUAGAUACAACGGAUGGAGAUGACCAAGAAAAUUCGGCGAGAUCGUUCCAUCAGGAGAAAAGUUAUAUUUCUAUGUUCAACUCCUAUGGUUUAGAAGAACUCCAGGAUGAAGAUACAGAUGAUUCACUUGAGUGUCUCAUUGAAGAUCCAUUGUAUGUCGACGCUUUGACUGGAAUACCCCUUCCGCAUUUGGGAUUUAUCAUAAAGAAUAGCUUCCCAAAAGAACUGAUUGAAGAGUACUCAAAUGUAGGUGGAGCUAGAAAAAAUGAAAAACAAUUGUUUCACUGUAUUGGUACCUUUGCCACAGGUGACAAUGUUGCUUUAAAAGACAUUUCGCAAGAAAGAGAAAUAAUAAGAUAUCAGUGCAGUUUUGUACGUAAAGGUCCCUCUGUGGUUGCAGCACAUGUUAGCAAUGACAUACAAUUCGAAACUACUGGUCAUGGUAGUGGAGAUAUAAAAUCCGUUUUACAUGCUGAUUGCAGCGGAACGCAUCCAGGUUAUUGCUGGUUACGACCUUUAGACACUAGAACAUCCUUCACAACGAAAAAAGUUUCGGAACUAAAUGAUGGUUUGUUCCUCACAAAACAAGAGUUACCGGUGGGAAUAACACCUCCUACAUAUACGCGGCAAUGUUUCUUUGGAUUUGUUUGCAAAACAUUCCCCACUGUGGCCAGAGAAUGGGUUCAGCGCAAGAGAAAAUUUGACUGGCCUCCUCCAUUUAUAAUAUCCAAAAUUGUAAGCCAAGGUACAUGCACUUUGAUUCAAAAGUGUCAUCCAUCAAGUAUCCAUUCUGAUAUUGGAUGGAAGCUUGAUUUCUCAAUGGCGUAUUCUUAUCUUUUCUGGGAAACCCUAGACAACUUUCAAAUCCAUGGGUAUCAUGUUCUUAAAAUUAUAAUUCAAGAGGCUACUAGAGUUUUAUCUAAAGGACUUAAAAGAAAACAUGUUCUUUCAGUUUUUUUAAAUGCAUGCGAAGGAAUUCCUCAGCAGAAAUGGGAGACAAAUCUUGCUGGAUGCAUACUGCAUACGCUUUCCUUGCUGAUUUUCUAUCUCAAAAGAAAAUAUUUCCCACAUUAUUUCGUAUCAUCAAACAACCUAAUAGAUCAUUAUACUGAGGAAGAGAUCGAAAAAAUACGUGUCUACAUGGAGGCUAUUAGACUGUUUCCAACCAUGGUGGUAGGCUUUAUUUCAGAAAGACACGGUUACACGUUUAGUGGAAACCUAAAUAGGCAAGUUUUAAAUGAAUGCAAAGAUUUUACAAAAUCUAGAGACUUGCAUGAAAUGUACCAGGAAAAAUUUGUCCCCAUUACCUUUCGAGUUUCAAAAUUCUUCUGUCGUCUUGGGUUUUAUUCAACAGCAUUCCGAUUAAUUCGAGAAGUGUUUGAAGAAAUGUUAGAAGUUUCUCCAGAAAAUGAAAAAAGAAACUUCGAGGCACCAAACUUUUUGGACUUCUUUCUUAAGGGAUUACGUGAAUUUAAGCAAAAAACAUCAAGAGGAAUUUUGGGUCAGAUGUUUGAUAGGAAUAACAAAACUGAGAUUUUUAAGCGUGGUUCAAAAGAGAGUUUCAAAAUUGUCGGUGAAGUAGUACCUUGGAAAGCUGACUUCAGAAUAGCUUGGAUGAGAAUUCCUACAGAAAAAAAUCGAGACUUCUCGUUAAUAGCUUCAUUCUUCUACGAACUGAGCUUAUCCCAAUACAGAAUGGAAAAUAUCAGUUUGGCCACACUUGCUGUUGAUACAGCUAUUCGUUGUAUGGACCGUGCUAUUUCAGAAGAAUUGGUUAAUAUUGAGAAUAUUGAAGAUACAAAACUGAGGGAGGAAAUCAUGUCAGAGCAAAAAACUGCUAAGAGAAAUCUCAAAAGGAGAUUAUUUCAUUUUUAUAUUCACGUUUAUUAUAUUUCUGGCUUAGAUGGUAUUACCUAUCCAAUAAGCAAGUAUUUGACUGCAAUUGAAAAACUUUCAGAAGAAUUUCCGGAAAUGUUUGAGAUAGUUGCAAAUAUGUUUUAUUUUAUAGGAAAUGAAGAAAAAGGCAACGAGUACAAAAACAAAUUUGAAGAUUACUUUUCAGGACAAAGGAGAGAUGCCCGUAGAUUGUGGUAUUGAGUUUAAUAAGGAACUUGAUAGUAUGUUUUGUUUGAAUGCUGUUUAACCCCUCUCAGGAUUUUUUUCUAUAUGGACACGCUACCAUAUGCCGAUGGAGAGCUACAAAUUUUGACCAAAACCUGGCACUCACGGCCUCAUCCGAAGGUCUCCACGUCCCACAGUGGGAUUCGAACCUUACUUUGCGACUCUAGAGCAGACGCUCUUAUCACUGCUCCACGCGGGUGACGACUUGAAAGUAUGAAAACAAUUCUUAAUCUUCAUUUCAACAAUGCUAGUAAAGUUUGUGUCUUAUAUUUGUCUCGAUCAUUUUGUUUUUAUUAAAGCUUUAAGUUUGUUUGACAAAUAAAGAAA
Molecule: messenger RNA, 3661 nt
Organism: Saccostrea cuccullata (small rock oyster)
Lineage: Eukaryota; Metazoa; Mollusca; Bivalvia; Ostreida; Ostreidae
Exons: 5
Coding region: 44-3310 (1088 amino acids)
Biological process (GO): protein deubiquitination
Molecular function (GO): cysteine-type deubiquitinase activity
Source: RefSeq, a predicted model, not a curated record